GCUUUUUGGACAAGGAAAGAACUCUAACCUCACCGAAGAGCGCAUUGGAGCGCUGGACGACCUUGGAUUUGUAUGGGAUGGUCGAAUGGUUGGAAAUAGGUGCAAGCGUGUCGUCGAGAAGAGCCAGCCACGAAGCAGCCGACUUUCAAGAAGAUUCGCCGCUGAGGUCUAA
Molecule: messenger RNA, 172 nt
Organism: Cylindrotheca closterium
Lineage: Eukaryota; Bacillariophyta; Bacillariophyceae; Bacillariales; Bacillariaceae
Source: the annotation of a GenBank genome assembly